AUGGCAGAUGAGUAUACAAGCACAAACUGGUGGGAUUCAUCUUCAUCAAGCAGGAACAGGUUUGACAGUACUGGAUCGUCAUCUACAACUUCAGGACUUAAUAGUUUAGGUAGCUUUGCUUGGCCAACAGAAAUGGUCGAUGCCAAAGGAAGGUCUUCUAUGGAAACUGUCUCGGUCUCAGAUAGUUCUGCAGUUUUUCAUGAUUCCCAGAAGCUGCAACAAGGCCAUGAUUCUUCAGCUGACUUGCAUAUGAUGGGUUUAGGCCUCUCUUCACAAGCCAUGGAUUGGAAUCAAGCCUUACUUCGCGGCGAUAAGUCUGAGAGCAGUUUUCGAUCGAUGCUUCAAGAUAAUUUGAGUUCAAGCACCAAUUAUCAGCAAGAAACUGGGAUUGGAUCAUCUCAAGCUCAGUGGAGAGAGAGAGUGUUUACUGGGGUCAGUGGAGAUUCCUCUAUGACUGAGUUUAAGCAAAUGAAUCGAGGUUUCUCUUUAGAUCAACCACAAUUUAGUCCUCACGGGAGCUCCAGUGAUAGUACUGUGACAUGUCAAGGCUUGCAGUCUAGUUUCCCAAUGGAUUCCUCAAGUAUCUAUGGAAGCCCUUCAACUAUGUUACAAGGGCUAUUGGUAUCAGAUAAUCAAGCACAACAGUCUUCUUUUGAGAACCGGUCGAUGAGUUAUGCAUAUGGGGCAAAUUAUGGGAUUAACACUAAUGAACUGUUGCAUUCUUGGUCUAAUAAAGUACCUCAAUUCUUGAGAAAUUCACCUCCCAAACAGCCUCCUCACAACCAAUUGCACUUCUCCAAUAAUGCUCCCUUUUGGAAUGCAUCUGCAAGUUCCAUGAGUGAUGUUCGUCCGAGCUUUUUUACGUCGAUGCAACCGCAGUUUGCUACAUCGAAUUUUGAUGAAAAACCAAAGCAGAAUAUAUCUGAAGGACGGGAAUCGAAUACCGUAGUAAAGAAGAGUGGGAGCGAGGCAGCAACAAAAAGGCCCAGAAAUGAAACACAAACACCGUCAGCUUUACCAGCUUUUAAGGUAAGGAAAGAGAAGAUGGGGGACAGAAUCACUGCACUCCAACAAUUGGUUUCACCUUUCGGAAAGACUGAUACAGCCUCAGUGCUCUCUGAAGCUAUUGAAUACAUCAAAUUCCUCCAUGAGCAGGUCACAGUCUUGAGCACCUCAUACAUGAAAAGUGGAGCUCCCAUACUCCACCAACAGAAUUCUGAGAAGUCUAAGGACCCUGAAGGACACAAACAAGAUCUUAGAAGUCGCGGGCUAUGUCUAGUACCGGUAUCGAGCACUUUCCCGGUUACUCAUGAGACCACGGUUGAUUUUUGGACCCCUACAUUUGGAGGGACUUACAGAUAA
Dovyalis caffra is the source of this 1362-nucleotide messenger RNA. The record is from the annotation of a GenBank genome assembly. NCBI's taxonomy places the organism in Eukaryota, Viridiplantae, Streptophyta, Magnoliopsida, Malpighiales, Salicaceae.